Molecule: messenger RNA, 1490 nt
Organism: Drosophila yakuba
Lineage: Eukaryota; Metazoa; Arthropoda; Insecta; Diptera; Drosophilidae
Exons: 3
Coding region: 1027-1476 (149 amino acids)
Source: RefSeq, a predicted model, not a curated record
AAUCUAUUUCAAAGAUGCUAAAUUAGGUUCAUCUAGAAUUUAAAUUAAAUAAUAAUUGAUUUUUAUAGUGAAUCGGUUACCUAUGCUUUUGACCUCUACUGUAACUAAUUCCUCAAACGAAGACCCUUCACGUCCCAUCCAGAAGUAGUGUUAACUUAGUGUUACGCCUCCUUUAUGUUAGCAAUGAAACUCGUAAGUCAUGGCCCUUUACAAUUAAGGCUUUAAUAAUUUAUUAACAAAUUCAAAGCACACAGUAGGAAAGAAAAACAUAACAUCAAGUAAAUAAAAGUGAAAUGAGAAAUGAAAGGCAAUUGCAAUGGAAUUGGAAAUGGAUUGGGGUUUCUAAGGUCAGUUGGGCAAUUUUUCAGGCUUCUAUUUUUGGGCAGGUUACAGCCAAAAGGCCGCAUAAUGCUAAGUGGGCUAUUAACCCCACAACCAUGACGUCAUAUAUGGCACGAACAUCCAUAUGCGUGGUGGAGAGAACCGCCGCCAUCAGCGGAAUUAGUUAAUUUCCAUUCAAAUGAGCUCAUAGCUGGCCACAUCCAACACCCACAGCCAUGUAUCCCGGGGGGAACAACUCCACCAUGGACGCAUGUACAUAUAUAUACAGGGUACUCUGCGUGGCUCCUUAUCAAUCAUUGCUGAAUUUAUCGACAUGUACGGAAUUUUUAAUGCUUAUCCAGAAAUCAAAGUUGACAGGGAAAAAGCUGGACUGUGAAUGCCCCCAUCCACCAUCGUCCAUUUUCCGUUCGCCGUGCUCUGUCCUCCAUCGCACUGUUUCUGUUGUGGCCAACCGCUGAUAUGGCGACGGUCCCUCGGCAGCGUCGCUCCGUUUUUCAAGCUGGCUGGCUAGUUGGGUCAGUUGUUCCGCGCCAGCCGUCGGGCGACAACAAUGACCACUCGACGACGACGCCAACGUGACAGCAUUUAUCGAUUUUCGUCCAUCCCAGUGGAGGAGCGCUAGGAGCAGCAGUCAAGCAAAAGUCCAGCCUCGCAGACCCACUGGGUCGGAUUAACGGCCUUCACAUGAGCAUGCUGGGAUUUGUCUACCUGGUUCUCAUCCUCGGCUGGAUACUGAUCGUCUUGUUCCUGAAGUGCAAAAAGUCCUUGGCCGCUCCAUUUCGGUUUGGCGAAAACUACACCGAUGCCAUCGCCGAUACGGAACGUCGACCAUCUGUGCACGUUAUCCAGUUGCAGCACGAUGAUGUGGAACGCGAGGAUCACUACAUGAACAAUUUUCACCAGAACACGGAGAAUCUGCAGCGCUACUCGCAUCGCUCGCAACGGUCUACGCUGGAGGAGCGCACCAUCGAGCGGACGUAUCCCACGGAUGCGGUGAUAAAUCCUGCCUACAUGCACGACGAGGACUACGUGAUCAAUGCACCUCCGCCGUCCUACGAGGAGGUAAUGCGCCAGCCGCAGGUGUAUCCACAGGUGCGCCACAACAACCACAAGAUCAGCGAUGCUGUUAUAUAGCCUUAGGUAACCCG